Messenger RNA from Papaver somniferum (opium poppy), 1305 nucleotides. RefSeq names its product E3 ubiquitin-protein ligase SDIR1-like. The record is from RefSeq and is a predicted model, not a curated record. The transcript is spliced from 9 exons. The coding region runs from base 188 to 988 and encodes 266 amino acids. NCBI's taxonomy places the organism in Eukaryota, Viridiplantae, Streptophyta, Magnoliopsida, Ranunculales, Papaveraceae.
CCACACAGUAAUAAAGGGAACUUUUAUUUCAUCAGAAUACUAAACAAAGAAGAUUUGGGGUUUAUGAAGAUCUCAAUUGGGGUUGAGUCCUAGAUCAACUUCUUGAUUAUGUUAUUAUUGUAGGUUGUUUUGAAACAUAUCUACUGCAUUUGAUUACUGUAUAUAUGGACAUUCUGCUGCAGCAACAAUGAGUUAUGCAUUUCGAGGAGCUAGACCUGAUAUUGAAAAUGGGUUUGCUGGAAGUAUUCCUCAUCAACGUCCUUCAUUGAGAAUACGGGCAGCACGGCCGAAUAUUACCAACUCUUUUGCUUUUCUAUUCACUGUUUUCUUGCUGUUCAUGAUACUAAACUCGAAUCAGAUAUCACCAAGAUUUCUGGUUUGGUUAGUUUUUGGUGUUUUUCUGGUGGCUGCAAUCUUUCGAAUGUAUGAAAUAUGCAGACAAAUUCAAGCUCAGUCACAGGUGCAUGCUGGGGGUCCCAGUGAUGCACUGCAAGGUCAAACAGAGUUGCGGUUGCAGAUGCCGUCGUCGUCGUUGGCAAUUGCAGCAAGAGGUGGAUUACAAGGUUUAAGACUCCAGCUUGCACUUCUUGGUCACAAUUUUGAUGAACUAGAAUUUGAAACUCUGGGUGCAGUUGAUUCGCAUAAUGUUUCCCCUGCUCCCUCAAUGAGUGAGGAAGAGAUUAAUGCCCUUCCUGUUCUUAAGUACAGGGUUACGGGUGAAGAAAGUGAGGAUGCGUUACAGCAGCAGAGCUCCUCUUCACCCGCAGCUGAGCAGAGUAAUCAAGUUUCUGGUGAAGCAGAGGCUAGUCCAAAGGAUCCUGGGGAUGGACUAACUUGUAGUGUCUGCUUGGAGCAAGUGAAUCAAGGAGAAAUCAUCCGGACCCUUCCAUGUUUGCAUCAGUUCCAUUCCACCUGCAUUGACCCAUGGCUGCGGCAGCAAGGAAUAUGCCCUGUCUGCAAGUUUAGAGCAAAUGAAUUGCUGGAAUGACGCGGGUACUGGAAUAUAUGAUGGUUCCCCUGUGGUGUGACGGUAUACUCUCAGCCUUAGAGUCUCAGGUUCAUAUACAUCCACCUUGUAAUAAAAAUAAAUGUGUCGGUUAUGUAUAUCUAGGUAUUAGAAAACUCAAGUUAUAAGGAAAAUUAGACCAGACUUAGGGUAGUUCUGUAUUUAAGGACUGCAGCCACCGUGUUUUGAGUUUAUUCCUGUUGUACUUGGUCAUACAUGUAAGUAAUCAAAAAAAAAAGAGCUUGCGUAUGUAAAUUUAACUGUAAUUAGUUGCUGAAAUCUGGUCUAUGAGUUAUCAA